AUGUCAUCCUUCAACCCGCCGUCUGGCCCUCCCCCGCCAUCGGUUCCGGAGGGCUGGAAGGCGCAAUAUGACGAAAGAUAUCAGACAUGGUUCUACGUCAAUAUUGCAUCGGGGAAAUCACAAUGGGAACCGCCGCAGGAUGCUGACGGUCCUCCCCCGAGCCAGCCGCCACCAUCAUACACCUCGUCACAAUCGGGCCCCGCCGACCCAGCGGUAGCAGCAGGCGCGGGCGACAAAAAGCAGUCCAUGGCAUCGAACAACCCGUAUAACCCCGCAAAUGCCUCGCAGAACCGUGCCAGUCCAAAUAUGAUGGACGAAGACGCACGACUUGCAGCCAAACUUCAGGCCGAAGAAGAUGCGCGCACAGGCAGCAGGGGUCCUACGCCCGGUGCCGCAGCGGACUACUAUAGCGAUCCGUCGCGGCCGCAGUCAAUCGGUGGCGGAUAUUCUCCCGGUCCCUCUUCACAGAGUCCCAUGCCGGAGCAGAAACGAAGCAAGGGCGGAUUUCUCAGCAAACUGAUGGGCAAGAGCUCUGGAAGCAGCUCACGUCCACCGAGACCCCAGUACGCUUCAUAUCCUCAACAGCAGCCCGGUGGAUACUAUGGUGGCUACCCCCAGCAACCACCUCCGCAACCCGGAUACGGCUACCCCGCACCAGGAUACGGAGGAUAUCCGUCGCAGGGGGGCUACUAUCCGCAGCAACAACCUCCAAGAAAAUCGGGUGGUAUGGGAACUGCCGGUGCAGCCGCUCUAGGCGUGGGUGGAGGCUUACUCGGUGGGUUGCUGCUUGCCGAUGCGGUAGAAGAUAUGGGAGAUCAUAACAAUUAUGACAAUGGCGGUUAUGACAAUGGCGGUUAUGACGGAGGGGGUGGUGGUUGGGAUGAUGGUGGUGGUGGUGGUGAUUUCGGUGGUGGUGAUUUCGGCGGAGGCGGUUUCUAA
Penicillium cinerascens is the source of this 939-nucleotide messenger RNA. Its product is annotated as WW domain-containing protein. NCBI's taxonomy places the organism in Eukaryota, Fungi, Ascomycota, Eurotiomycetes, Eurotiales, Aspergillaceae. The transcript is spliced from 2 exons. The record is from RefSeq and is a predicted model, not a curated record. Bases 1 to 939 code for a protein of 312 amino acids. Gene Ontology annotation, molecular function: protein binding.